CAUCGGUCAUUGCAAGAACUCCCAUAACAAGAAAAUAUAUGUAUACUGCGCUGUUGUUUAACUUUUAUUGCUUGUUGACUUUAUGUGUCCGUCACUGAUCUGUUUUUUAUUUUUUUAUUGAAACAUUUGAGUCAUACCGGAUUUUCGACCCUAAAAUAUCCUCACACAGCAAUGAGGGAGACUCCACUGCUGUAUCCGCAAUAUGUCUGCGCCCUCUGACAGGAAACAUUGAAUAAAGGACAUGUGGAAGUCAGUGCAUGUGGUGUCACCAAGAAUCUGGACCAGAGAUCUACACAGAGCAUGGAGCACAUGGGGGUACAGGCUCUGUUGUCAAAGGGCUCAACCUCCAGCCUCAUCUAACACACAGUCAUCACAUCAUCCCAGGACUCAAGCAGAGAAAGCCAAACGUAGAAGAGAGAGGCAGAAGGCGAUACUCAGUAGUGAUGUUAAUGACGUUGAGCUGAACUGGUCAGAAAAAGAGAAAAUAACCUACACAGCUCCCCUAGUACAUGGAGAGAAGAAAGACACCUCUCUGCCCUUCCCUCAGUCCUACAGCCCAGAAUAUGUGGAGUUUGGCUGGUAUCAAUGGUGGGAGAAACAGGGAUUCUUCAGUCCUGAACAGCAUAGUAAACUGCCCCAUGCAGCUGACAAUUAUUUCUCCUUAUGUAUACCUCCACCGAAUGUGACUGGCACUUUGCACCUUGGACAUGCUCUGACAGUGGCUAUAGAAGAUGCUUUGGCUCGCUGGCGACGAAUGCAGGGCUACAAAGUGCUGUGGGUUCCAGGCUGUGACCAUGCAGGGAUUGCAACACAGUCUGUGGUUGAGAGGAAGCUGUUAAGGGAGCAGGGGAAGAGCAGACAGGACUAUGGCAGAGAAAAGUUCCUCGAAGAGGUCUGGAAAUGGAAAAACGAAAAGGGGGAUGAGAUUUACCAUCAGCUGAGGAAACUAGGUGCAUCUCUUGACUGGAGUAGAGCCUGUUUCACCAUGGACCCGGGUUUCAGCAGUGCUGUGACUGAGGCCUUUGUCAGGUUGUGUGACUCUGGCCUCAUCUACCGCUCUGAAGGCAUGGUCAACUGGAGCUGUGCUUUGGAGUCAGCUAUCUCAGAUAUUGAGGUGGAUUCCAAACAGCUAUCUGGAAGGUCUCUCUUGUCUGUUCCUGGCUAUCAGCAGAAGGUGGAAUUUGGGACCAUGGUUACUUUUGCAUAUCCCUUAGAGUUGCAGGAAGGUGAAGUUGCUGUGUCCACCACUCGUCCAGAGACGAUGCUGGGAGAUGUGGCCAUUGCUGUGCAUCCUGAUGACCCUCGAUAUAAAGCGCUUCAUGGCAAACAGUGCAGGCAUCCAUUCACAGAUCGGUUAUUACCCAUUGUCACAGACUCUAUGGUGGAUAUGGAAUUUGGCACAGGUGCUGUUAAGCUGACACCUGCUCACGACUACACUGACUUCUUGCUCUCUCAAAGACAUUCCCUCCCACACCUCACUGUGAUUGGAGGAGACGGAACCAUGACGUCACUCUGUGGCCAGUGGCUUGAGGGAAUGAAGCGGUUUGAUGCAAGAGAACGUGUGAUUAGUGCACUGAUGGAGAGAAAGCUGUUCAGACAAAAGCGGGAUCAUCCCAUGUCAUUACCUAUAUGCAGCCGUUCUGGAGAUGUUAUUGAACCCUUGCUGAAGAAACAGUGGUUUGUACAUUGUCAAGGAAUGGCAAAGAAAGCAGUUCAAGCAGUGGAAGAUGGGGAUCUACAGAUAAUUCCUCACUUUUAUACCAAAAUAUGGAAGAACUGGCUGUCCAAUAUCAGUGAUUGGUGUAUUUCCAGACAGCUUUGGUGGGGUCAUCAGAUACCAGCCUAUCGUGUGACAUUGCUGAACUCUAUUGACAUAGAGGAGGAGCAGUGGGUUUGGGGCAGAACUGCUGCAGAGGCUCGAGAACGUGCUGCUGUGAAGUUUGGAGUAAAUCCAGAUGACAUCACUCUCACACAGGACCCAGAUGUGCUUGAUACUUGGUUCUCUUCAGGUCUCUUCCCAUUCGCUAUGCUCGGCUGGCCUCAGCAGACAGAGGACCUGAAACACUUCUACCCCAAUUCCAUUCUGGAAACAGGAAGUGACCUCAUCUUCUUCUGGGUGGCCAGGAUGGUGAUGCUGGGCAGAGAGUUGACAGGCCAGCUGCCCUUUAAACAGGUGCUCUUUCACUCUUUAGUGCGAGAUAAAUAUGGGCGGAAGAUGAGUAAAUCUUUAGGAAAUGUCAUUGAUCCUCUGGAUGUCAUCUCAGGUGUUUCUCUGGAGAGACUUCAAGAGAAAGUCAGAGAAGGAAACCUAGAUCCAGGAGAGAUGGUUGUUGCCAAGGAAGCACAGAAGAAAGAUUUCCCUAAAGGUAUUCCAGAGUGUGGGACUGACGCUUUGAGGUUUGCACUCUGCUCUUACAAAGCCCAGGGUGAAGACAUCAGCCUGUCUGUGUCUCAAGUGCUGAGCUGUAGGCAUUUCUGUAAUAAGAUGUGGCAGACAGUACGCUUCACUCUCGCCGUGUUGCAGGAUAACAGUUUACCCACAUCAUUAGCCGAGACGUAUCCACUCUCUAGCAUGGACAGGUGGAUCUGUUCAAGACUCUACAGCACCGUUCAACAGUGUGAGCAGAGUUUUGAGAGCUAUGAGCUCCACACGGUCACCUCUGCACUGCAGUCUUUCUGGGUCCACAGUCUGUGUGACAUCUACCUGGAAAGCAUAAAGCCUGUUUUGAAAAACUCUGGCUCUAAUAGCGAGGAGAGAGAAAGAGAGAGGCAGACGGCCACGUCUGUAUUAUAUCACAGCGUGUCUAUCUCUCUCUCUCUCCUCUCACCCUUCAUGCCUUUCCUCACAGAGGAGCUGUGGCAGAGACUCCUGCCUUACAGUACAGACUCUAUCAAGAACCCUACCAGCCUGUGUGUGCAGCCCUACCCAAACACCUCACAGCUGGAGCACUGGUAUUUUCCUAAGGAGGAAGCUGACUUCACCUUGGUACAGGAAGUGGUCAGAGUGGCGAGGGUGCUGAGGGCCCAGUGCCAGAUGACGAAGAAAAGACCUGACUUGUGGGCAGUGUGUGCACCAGAUCAGGCUCAAACCCUUCACCACUUCAGAUCUGCUAUUUGCACACUGGGUCGCAUCUCAAAUCUUCAUCUGCACUGUCCAGAGGGAGGUUUCACUGACUCUACUCCACCUAAGGGCAGUGCUGUUGGAGUGGUGGACCAUACUGUACACUUACAUCUAAGUGUUCAGAAUGGUAUUAAUGCUAACAAACAGAGAACUCUCCUCUCUCAGCGUAGAGAAAUGCUUGCCUCCAAACUCAAACAAGCUAUUUCUCGAUCCCAGAUGCCAAACUACAUAGAAAAGGUUCCUGAUCAUGUCAGACAGGUGACAGAGAAGAAGAUUGCAGCCAUGGAGCAGGAGCUGAAGAACAUUGAGGACCAACUUUUGGCUUUGGAAGAUAUGACGAAACAAGACUAAUCAAGGGCUUAAAUGUGUAAAUGUAUGGAAAAGUAGAACACCAAACCCAUGACAAGCUGAGGAAAAAAUACUUUAUUAUUUUUUAUGUCCAUUUUAGUGAACAUAGAAAAGAUGCCUCUGAACAGCCACGGUGUGACAAAGUGGUGAUGCAUAUUAUGUUUGUUUGGAUACAACAUGAAUGUAAAAUAAAUUA
Molecule: messenger RNA, 3665 nt
Organism: Xyrauchen texanus (razorback sucker)
Lineage: Eukaryota; Metazoa; Chordata; Actinopteri; Cypriniformes; Catostomidae
Product: valine--tRNA ligase, mitochondrial-like
Exons: 30
Coding region: 242-3472 (1076 amino acids)
Biological process (GO): valyl-tRNA aminoacylation
Cellular component (GO): cytosol
Molecular function (GO): aminoacyl-tRNA deacylase activity; ATP binding; valine-tRNA ligase activity
Source: RefSeq, a predicted model, not a curated record